Brachypodium distachyon (stiff brome) is the source of this 1071-nucleotide messenger RNA. Its product is annotated as expansin-A25. Bases 106 to 876 code for a protein of 256 amino acids. The transcript is spliced from 2 exons. NCBI's taxonomy places the organism in Eukaryota, Viridiplantae, Streptophyta, Magnoliopsida, Poales, Poaceae. The record is from RefSeq and is a predicted model, not a curated record. Gene Ontology annotation, cellular component: extracellular region. Gene Ontology annotation, biological process: plant-type cell wall organization.
CUGCUCUGACAAUUCCUCCUAUAUAAGACAAGCCACCCUAUUUGCACCAGUACACUCCUUCCAAGUGUUCUCUGCACAUUGCUCUCUCUCAGCAAGUCAGCAUAGAUGGAGUACUACAGGAUGCUCGCAACGCUGGCCUUCCUGGUAGCGGCGUCCUGCAGCUUGGCGCCGGUGGCGAAGGCCGGCUGGAGCCAGGGGACGGCGACGUUCUACGGCGGCGCCGACGCGUCCGGGACGAUGGGCGGCGCGUGCGGGUACGGGAACCUGUACAGCACGGGGUACGGCACGGCCACGGCGGCGCUGAGCACGGCGCUGUUCAACGACGGGGCCUCCUGCGGGCAGUGCUACCUGGUGAUGUGCGACGGGUCAAAGUCCAACUGGUGCAAGGGCAACGGCGCCACGGUGACCAUCACGGCCACCAACCUCUGCCCGCCCAACUGGGCCCUCCCCAACGACAACGGCGGCUGGUGCAACCCUCCCCGGCCCCACUUCGACAUGGCCCAGCCCGCCUGGCUCCAGAUCGGCGUCUACAAGGCCGGCAUCAUCCCCGUCCUCUACCAGCAGGUGAGGUGCUGGAAGCAGGGAGGGAUCAGGUUCAUGAUCGGAGGCUUCAACAGCUUCGAGCUCGUGCUGAUCACCAACGUGGGCGGGCCGGGCUCGAUCAGGGCCGUGUCGAUCAAGGGCGAGAGGACGGACUGGAUCCAGCUGACAAGGAACUGGGGCGCCAACUGGCAGUGCACGGCGGCGCUGGCCGGGCAGGCGCUCUCCUUCGCUGUCACCUCCACCAACGGCGAGACGCUCUACAUGUACAACGUCGCGCCGUCGUGGUGGCAGUUCGGCACCACCUUCACCAGCAACAACCAGUUCAGCUAUUAAUUAAUUAACCAAUUAAGUACAGUAAUUCAUUGGCGAUCGAAUUCGUCUGCGAGCAAGCAGUACACGAAUCGGUCGAUUUCAAUCUGGAGAAAUAUUUCGUUCUUUUUUGUAACAUGUACGUACAUGCAUCCUUAUGCUAGGUAAAGAAAUAUGUAACAUAUAUUAUUAUAUGAGCUCAGAUGUUGCUUGCUGGGA